Tetranychus urticae (two-spotted spider mite) is the source of this 710-nucleotide messenger RNA. The record is from RefSeq and is a predicted model, not a curated record. Lineage: Eukaryota; Metazoa; Arthropoda; Arachnida; Trombidiformes; Tetranychidae.
UUUUUCAGGAAAAUUUUUUCUCUGGUAGGUUUUAUUUGAAUGUUUGUUUUGAAGUAACAAUUGUUUCUCGUUCAAAUUGGUUUGAAUAAAUAAAUCAUAUUUUAUUUCAUCAGCUUGCAGUAUUGCUAUUUUUUCUGAUAAAACACAGCAUUUCCGGAUCCAACCAUGGUUAAAUUGAAAGUUCUAAGAAAUGAGGAAGAAGGCCAUUGUGUGACUCUUGAAAUGUUGGAUGAGGAUCACACUUUAGGAAACUCUCUACGUUACAUCAUCAUGAAAAACCAAUGUGUUAAAUUUUGUGGAUACUCAAUUCCUCAUCCAACAGAGCGACGAGUAAUCAUGCAAAUACAAACAUAUCCAAGCAAGGGGGUAACAGGAUUACAAGUCUUCGAGCAAGGGCUUCAAGAUCUGCUCUCUAUUUGUCAAGUGGUCAAACAUAAGUUUAGUAGCGCACUGAGUGAACAUUCUGCUGAACUUGAGUCUUGAUGUUCCGAUCUUCGGUGAAAACUCGAGAAAUUGAAAUGGUCAUUAUUCUGGUCUUUCAAUGGUCUUUUGAACCAUGAGGUUACAUUCAACUUGUUAUAUCGUUUAUAAAUUGAGAUUUUGACUCGUCAUUCGGUGUGUCUCUCGGAAUUGAUCCAGGAUUCAUCGACAAAUUUUAUUUAAAUUUGAUCUAAAGCUUCUAAACCAAUUAAAUUAAGACCUUUUUGCAA